AUGGCGCGCGUGGCCAACGGCGGCGCGCGCACGCCCACCGGCACGCUGCGCCACUUCCUGGCCGCGCCCGGGCCCGCCGAGCGCGCGCUGGCCCGCUCCGACUACCUGCGCCCGCCGCUGUCGCCCGCGCGCGGCGCACCCGAGGCGCCGCGCUCCUCGCUGUCGCUGCGCGUGGACGACGAGCCGCGCUCGCGGCCGCGCCUGGCCCCGCACGCGCACUCCUACAGCGUGCACGCGCUGCGGCGCCAGGGCCGCGCGCGGUCGCCGCCCUCGCCGCCCUCUCCGCCCUCUCCCCUGUCGCCCCCCUCGCCUCCCGAGUGCGACUGCCUGCCGGUCGACCCCAUCCCCCCGCCGGAACUCUUCGAUUUCUGA
This is a messenger RNA of Arctia plantaginis, 372 nucleotides long. The record is from the annotation of a GenBank genome assembly. NCBI's taxonomy places the organism in Eukaryota, Metazoa, Arthropoda, Insecta, Lepidoptera, Erebidae.